CCCUCUCUUAUUUGUGUCUCUUUCUCAUUCUCCUUCUUUUCUUGACUCCCAAUACAUUAUUUCUUCUUCUUUUUCUUCAUUAACUUAUUUCAUUUAUAGUUUCGAUAUGAAAGAGGGUGGUAGGAAGCAGGGUUCAGCCUCACCUUGUGCUGCAUGCAAGCUUCUUCGCCGAAGGUGCGCCGCGGAUUGCGUCUUUGCGCCGUAUUUCCCGGCCGACGAGCCUCACAAGUUUGCAAAUGUGCAUAAGGUCUUUGGUGCCAGCAAUGUCAACAAGAUGCUUCAGGAGCUACCAGAGCAUCAGAGAGGAGAUGCAGUGAGCAGCAUGGUGUAUGAGGCAAAUGCAAGAGUGAGGGACCCUGUUUAUGGCUGUGUGGGAGCCAUCUCUUCUCUUCAACAACAAAUUGAUGCGUUGCAAAUCCAAUUGGCUGUGGCUCAGGCUGAGGCUGUGCAUCUCAGGGUGCGCCAGACCCAGACUGCAUCCUGCUCUUACUGGACCCAACCCCAUAGCCCAACCAAUAGUGCCUCCCCAUCCUCCAAGCCCAUUUUUGACAUCGACAUGGGCCUUGACCAUACCUCUUAUGCAGAUUCUAUGUGGUCAUGAUAUUAUAUAUAUAAGUACAACAAAGUCAAAUAAGUUUUCAACUUCUCUAAAAUUUGUGAUUUUAGUUCUUGAUUUUUGUAAGAAAUAUUUGAUUUUAGUUGUAGUUUGCUUUGGUUAAAUGCUGAUAUGAUAAAGUUAAAUGUUUUAACUUAUCUUACAAUGUCAGCAAUUGACGAAGAUAAACUAUGACAACACUAAAAUCAGAUAAAGAAUCUUACAAAAAUUAAAACUCAAAGUAACAAAUCUUUAUAAGAUUGAAAACUUAAUAAUUAUAUCGGUUUCUUUAGACUAGGAAAAUAUAUUAGUUCCUAGAAAAAAAAUACAAAAAGAGAAGAAAACAAGGCAUUAUUUUCUUUUUUAAAGUAGUGCCUUGUUAACUUUAGUUGGGUAGAAGAAUCGAACUCUAGAAGCAUUGGUGAUGAUUGAAGGAGCUGCGGUGGAGAUCUUUCGCCCGCUUGAUUACUUUUGGUUUGCAAAAAUAGGGUUUUCAUUGGCAUUUUGGUGUAAAUAUGUGGCUUAUUAGUAAUUACUAUCACAUGAAGGGAAGCUGCGCUUAUGGUUGGAUUGUGGACUUAUUUCUUUGAUUAUGGCAAAAGGUGUUGUAAUGGAGCUCUCUAUGUUGUUCUUAAGUAUUGUUAUGA
Molecule: messenger RNA, 1242 nt
Organism: Arachis stenosperma
Lineage: Eukaryota; Viridiplantae; Streptophyta; Magnoliopsida; Fabales; Fabaceae
Product: LOB domain-containing protein 4-like
Exons: 2
Coding region: 107-601 (164 amino acids)
Source: RefSeq, a predicted model, not a curated record